This is a messenger RNA of Phytomonas sp. EM1, 4767 nucleotides long. The record is from the annotation of a GenBank genome assembly. Lineage: Eukaryota; Euglenozoa; Kinetoplastea; Trypanosomatida; Trypanosomatidae.
GUGUCUUCUGGUCCCACUACCUCAAAUUUUUACAACACGUUCGUAGUGGUAUUUUUUUAUGAGCAUUUGAACCGUGGCUUAUCCAACACAUUACUUGAGUUAUACGGGUAAUUAGGCUUUACGAUUUAUUUUAAAUUUUUCAAAACUUCCAUAAUUUUUGUAUAAUAUAUUGAAGAUAGUGUCUAACUCUCUGUAGACUGAGUUCUCUUGUUCUUUUGAUAGGCGUGCACGUUUUGUAAUCAUUUGUUCAUCUGCAUCUAUAUAUACGUUGAGUAGUUUUUAGGCUUGUUACUGAAGCAGGUUUGAUAUUAUAUCCUAUUAUCAGCGUCUACAUUCGUUUGUCAGUAGGUAUUUGAUUUUAUGCUUCAGGUGCCAAUGUCUAGAGUGUGUCGCUACUCUCUCUCAAACCCACCGCCCAGCAAGGGUCCUCUGAAUGGCAAUGAAACUAUUGAGGAGGCUGACCUCCUUGAUGUGCAGGCUUUACAGGCAGAAAAAGCCGGAGAUGAUCCACAAUGUAUUCAGAUCAUGGAGCGAUCUGUCCAGAUACGAGCUCGUGUGAUUUCUCAAAUGUCUGAACAGCUUCAAGGUAGCGAUGUCGAUAUGUCUGUCUACACAACUUACAAUAACGCCCUAUCCGGUCUCUCUGCAGCGGCAGAGCGACUUGCCAUCAAGUGCAACACCUUUGCGAUCCAAAAGUUCAAACAACGGGACUUCAACACAGCAGAAUCACUAUUGAAGUAUAUUCUGGAUCUAACCAGUGAGCAGGGAUCGUUUCUGUGCCAGUCUGAUGAACGCCGUUGCUACCUCCGUAGCGUUACACUCAACAAUUUAGGUUGUAUGGAGCGCCGUCGGGGCCACUACCCUGAGGCACUUAAGUAUUUGCAAGAGUCGAUGGAAGUUGUUGGUUCGGAGUCACCAAUUCCUUACAUUAGCAUAAGUGCAAUUCUGCUGCAGCUGCGGCAAUGUGAGGACGCAGCUAAUAUGGCACAACGGGCGAUUGAUCUGAUGCCCGAUGUUCCAAAGGAUCCAUCGCUUAUUGCUGUGGCACACCAUAAUCUUGCUAUGGCGUUGGAAACCAUUUCGAAGGAUGCAUCUUUUGAGGAGUAUGAGGUUGCCUAUAAGAUGGCUUCUGCUACGUUGGGAAAGGAAAGUCCCACUACACAGUUGAUUUUGGCAAAUUGGCAGAGGUUUGAGAGGAUACAUUGCCCAGAAACGACGCUUGCAGGCCGGUCUGCUGUAGGCCAAAGUUCCCUAUCAAAAUCACCUAUGAACGGCGCACAAGUUAACCGCCCUAGUUCCUUUCGAAAACGUGAGCCUAUUCCUAAUAGCAAACAGGACCCACAUCAGGUGAGUGGCAGUAACCAAGUAGCUGACAUAUUUCCACAUCCAUUCUUUCGCAGUCAAUAUGAAAUUCCUGGUACUAGCUCCUUUAGCAGAAAUAAUAAAUCACAACCUUAUUUUGACAGUUUACAGCAUUUUGCACACAAGCCACUUUUUCCACAUGUUAAGGGUGACACUGCAGGUAGCCACGGCACUGAGCGUCGUCCUUUACCAAAAUACGCACCCAAUCUACAAAAGGGUGCAAUGGAAACUGCUGCCAAUCCUCAUCCUGCGGCUUCGGACAUAGCAUCUGCUGUUGAUAAGUUACCGCACACUUUCCCACCCAACACCGAGCGCUACACACUGAAGUCACUUGCUCAACAUGGCACGGAUAGAGGAUGGGUAGAAACUUUACCACCUAUCGCUAAACCCACACCGUUUCUCCCUAAUGUUCCAAAGCACAAUACUCCUCGAAAGACUAAGCCAAGCUCUAGCAAGGCAAUCCAACUCUGUAAAGCUGUUUCGCCCCCCCACAAGGCACCAGCUACGAAGGAAUUUACUCGGACCAAGACUGUGACGAGGAAGAUAUCUCCGCACAAGACCGAAGCUGCAAAGGAAGCUCUGCGGAACUCGCCGCCCAAACCUCUUCACAAUGCUUUAUCUUCUGCUUCAGACCCGACAGCUCCCAUUUCUUUCAAUCGUACCGAUACCUCUGCAGUGCGCGGGCAUCCGGCUCACACCGCCUUUGUCAAGGUUUCUACAGCAAAUACUCUAACGCAGUCCAAGAGCCCAGGAGCGAUGACAUCACAUUCACCUAAGCGUGCGGCCCAAUCUUCGGACUGUGCUGUGAGGCAAGAUGCAGCGGAGGGAAUAUACGCUACCGAUACCCUCAUUACUUCGCCAUCUUUUUCUAGACCAAGUAAGGAUCUAGUAGAGUCAAUGAUAGAUCGACUGGAGAUGCUCCUCCAUGAUGAGGAGGAGAUGGAGCGCAAGUACACGAAGGCUUUGAUUAUUCAGAAAAACUACCGCCGCCAUUUGUCGCAACGACGUGUACUUACGAUGCGAGUGAAUAUGGACUUUGAGAACCGAUUACGCCGUAUUCGUGAAAACUUGGCGGCAAGGACGAUUCAAACGGCAUAUAGACGCACGCUUGGUAGCCGCUCUGUGGCGCACGGUUGUCGCCGCCCACCACGGCGUACCACCCGUGGCAUGAUAAACAUGGCGGCUGUUCGGAUACAGUCGGUGGCCAGAGGCUGGCUAGCCCGUCGUGAGUAUCUGCGGCGACAACACUAUCAGCGUGUGUGCGACAGCGCCUCAACUCGAAUCCAGAAUUGGUUUCGAUGCCUUCGGGCGCGUCAAGAGCUCCAGAGAUUGCAGAUUCAGAGGAGAUUCGAGGAGGAGCCCAUCUUCAGGUUACAGCGACAGGACUACGCCGCGAAUAUUAUACAAAAAGUAUGGCGUACCCACCGUCAAAUUCGAUUAUCCCGGGAGGAGCUUCAACAGCGCCGUGUUCGCAGGCUUGAGGAAGAAAUGCAUCUUCUUUCCAAAGCCGCUUCUAGAAUACAGAGCGUCUGGCGUGGAUUUGUCUGUCGUCGGCAGGUUCGCACGUGCAUGGUAAUCGCAAAACAGCGUGAGGCUGAACGAUACGAGUAUCAGCGCCUCCGAAAUGCCACAAUCAAGAUACAAAGCUUUUGUCGCGGCAUGCUUGUGAGGCGUCAAACCUCUCCUUUCUUGGAUAGGGCACGGCGACGCGCUGCCAAGGCUAUCAACCUUCUCUCUCGUGCGCAUGCUGCUGCUGGUGUUAUUCAGCGUGCGUACCGUUGCCACCUUGGGCGUAGGCGGCUGUGUCUGCUCAAGGCGGAACACAAUGUUCUUGUGCGUGAGUCUCAACUCCUUGCUUUGGCCUCAUUGGUGCAGCGGGUAGGUAGAGGCUACUUGUUCCGUCUUAAUCUUUCAAAAGAAGUUUCGCACUUCGCAUGCGAAGCUAGGCGUUACCACCAACAACUAUCAGUACUACACCAAGGCGUUGCUCACAGUGAAAGCAAGUUCCCUACGGAGGUGUUGCAUUUAUUGGAACAAGAGGAAGAAACGCAGCGUUCCGUGAUAGAGAUAGAGGAGAGGCGCGCUUGGCGAUCUGUCAAGCACUGGGGUAAUACUAUUCCAAUGGAUUUGUCCGUAUUGCCGAUGGUUCGUAGAAAUUCAGGAGACCUUGCAGAAGCCACUGAUCCGAAGCAAGACGGGCCAGCUGAGGAAGUCGUGCGUGAGGUGUGUGUUUAUGAAUCUGAGAAGCUCUGUACCGCCAAACCUAAGGAGGAAUCGGCGGCGUUUAUCAUUACUCGCUUUAUGCGACGUGCCGCGAGUAAACGUGCUUUGGCACGGCAUGUCAAAGCGAUUCAGCAUCUGCGAGUGGAGGAGGAAGAUAGCGUUGCUGAAGAGGAUGUGACCUGUCGGGAUACUACUUUCGGAGAUAUCCCUGCAAUUGUGAAGAAACCCGUCAUGGAAUCGAGUCUCACGUCGGUAGACAACCGCGAAGCUGUUGCCCGUGAGCAGGAAGAGCUGAGGAAACUGGAGGAGAUGGAGAGGGUACUUGAAGAGGCGGAUAUCUUCCAAAGGUUGCUUGAAGCGGAGGCUGCAAUAUGCACUGCUUUUCCUGACGAGGAAGAGUUUUGUGUUGACAAUGGCGAAGAGAUGCCCCGAGAGCCAAGUGAGACAGAGGAGUUACACAUUGAUGGGCCAUCCUCGGAACCUGAUGAGGGGGGUACAGUUUCCAUUGUGCCGGAGGAAAGUCAGCUUAAGGAGUUUGGGGAUCGCGAGGUUCAGACUGAGGAGCCGAUCGCUCAAACUAGUCAUACCGAAGUCAUAGACACUACUGCGAUUGCCGAGUGUGAUGCUGUGGAAAUGCACAUGUCUGUUUUUGAUAGCCAUACUGAGCCUAUGCUUAACGCUCUUCUCGAUACGGCUGCACGGAUUCUUCAACAAUUUUUCCGUUUUGUUGUAGCUCGCAAAAAAUUGCUUCGACUUCAGCAGAUGAAUCGUGAGCGGCUAAACAUUGAACUGGCAGCUGAGGCAUUCCUCAAUAACGCAUCUACCGUCAUCCAGUCCGUUUUCAGGGGGCAUCUUGCACGACGGCGUGUACGGGAGCUAUAUGCAAGGCAGGAACGAUACUUGCGGUCCCUACACGAUGAGCUCACUAGUGAAAAUUCUGAUGAUAACAAAGUAGUUCUCACUGAUUCUAAAGUGAAUUCUAAGGGAAAGUCGUUUGAGGAUAAUGUAUUAUUUUCUAACGAGGUUGAAACUCAGUUCAAAUUCCCCUCUUGUGAUCAGAAAAAUGUUUCCAAAGAAUCUCCACCAAUUACUGCUGCAACGCUUUCCGUGUCAAUACCUUUUGAGUGUCGGAGCGUCAGUCGCAGCACUGCUUCUGUUGAAGAAAUAGAAUCUAAUGAUUAG